Peromyscus eremicus (cactus mouse) is the source of this 1719-nucleotide messenger RNA. It is a transcript of the gene Adprh, whose product is annotated as ADP-ribosylarginine hydrolase. NCBI's taxonomy places the organism in Eukaryota, Metazoa, Chordata, Mammalia, Rodentia, Cricetidae. The coding region runs from base 313 to 1398 and encodes 361 amino acids. Gene Ontology annotation, biological process: protein de-ADP-ribosylation. The record is from RefSeq and is a predicted model, not a curated record. Gene Ontology annotation, molecular function: ADP-ribosylarginine-[protein] hydrolase activity; magnesium ion binding. The transcript is spliced from 5 exons.
GCGUCCGCCACGCCCCAGCUCCGGGGGCGGGCUCGCGGCUCCGCCCCUGCUCGGCCCCGCGGCUCCGGCUUCCGACCACGAGGCUCCCGCGCCUGCCACCCCUCUUCCUGCUUGGGUCGCCUAGGCUCCGGGAACCCCCCCGACCCCGUCCCACGCUCCCAGCUCCGCCCCGGCAGGUCUUUGCUGACCUACACCCUAGUUCUGACCCGUGUAGCUCAAUGGAGGACUGUGGAAGUGCCUGGACUUGAACUAAGUCUAAAAUAGCAUUUAGGUGUCUGAGUUGCCCCCGAGACCGACUGUGCCAAGCUUAGCAUGGGUGGGGGGCUGAUAGAGAGGUAUGUGGCCGCCAUGGUGCUGAGCGCAGCUGGAGAUGCCUUGGGGUACUUCAAUGGGAAGUGGGAGUUCCUCCGGGAUGGGGAGGAGAUACACCGACAGUUGGCCCAGAUGGGUGACUUGGAAGCCAUAGACGUGGCCCAGUGGAAAGUCAGUGAUGACACGGUCAUGCACUUGGCUACAGCAGAAGCUCUCGUGGAAGCUGGCACCUCCCCGAAAUUGUCUCAGCUGUAUUCCCUGUUAGCUAGACAUUACCAGGACUGCAUGGGAGACAUGGAUGACCGGGCACCAGGUGUUGCUUGCAUGCAGAAUGCCAUGAAGCUGGAGCCCAAUAAGGCCGAUGGCUGGAGGAUUCCUUUCAGCAGCCGUGAGGGUGGCUGCGGGGCUGCUAUGCGUGCCAUGUGCAUCGGGCUGAGGUUCCCUCACCCCGACCAGCUGGACAUGCUGAUCCAAGUCAGCAUUGAGAGUGGCCGGAUGACCCACCACCACCCCACAGGCUACCUUGGAAGCCUUGCGUCAGCUCUUUUUACGGCGUAUGCCGUGAAUGGCAAAUCACCAUGGCAGUGGGGAAAAGGGCUGCUGGAGGUGCUUCCAGAAGCCAAGAAGUACAUCAUGGAGUCGGGCUACUUUGUGAAGGAAAAUCUUCAACACUGGUCCUACUUCCAGGAAGAAUGGGAAAAGUACCUGGAACUUAGAGGAAUCUUGGAUGGCAAGUCAGCCCCCGUCUUCUCUCAGCCCUCGGGUGUGAAGGAGAGGGAUCAGUUCUACAUCUCCCUGAGUUACUCGGGCUGGGGCGGCAGCAGCGGACACGAUGCCCCCAUGAUUGCCUAUGACGCCCUCCUUGCUGCAGGGGACUCGUGGAAGGAGCUUGCCCACAGAGCCUUUUUUCACGGUGGAGACAGUGAUUCCACAGCAACCAUCGCUGGCUGCUGGUGGGGGCUUAUGCACGGUUUUAAAGGAGUAAGUCCUGCUAACUACGAGAAGCUAGAGUUCAGAGAGCGCCUGGAAGAGGCAGCCAGGGCUUUGUAUUCUCUUGGGUCGAAAAAAGAUACGUUUGGCCCCUAGGGAGGGGGUAGUUUUUUUUGUUUUUUGUUUUUUCCUCUGGUGGUUCCCUUCCCCGAAGCUGUGAUUCUGCUCAGUUUCUUCAACCUUUCCAGAGUCAAGAAUCCUAAUCUCACGCUCAAAGAGUUUUGAGAUGACAAGUUCCUUGGGUGCCUUUAGCUGCACCUUCCCACACUCUCUUCCUGUGUUCCCACACUUCCCCAAUCUCCCUGUGUUCAUUUCUGUGUUGGAGAAUCUUUUUAUUUCAGUUGAUGACGUCCACUUUUCCCAUUCCAGAAACGCCUUGUAUUUGAGUCUCCGUAUUUAUCAUGGAAUUGUUCCAAA